Molecule: messenger RNA, 408 nt
Organism: Scomber scombrus (Atlantic mackerel)
Lineage: Eukaryota; Metazoa; Chordata; Actinopteri; Scombriformes; Scombridae
Product: FH1/FH2 domain-containing protein 1-like
Exons: 4
Coding region: 37-408 (123 amino acids)
Biological process (GO): actin filament network formation; cortical actin cytoskeleton organization
Cellular component (GO): cytoskeleton; cytoplasm
Molecular function (GO): actin filament binding
Source: RefSeq, a predicted model, not a curated record
CGCUUCUCCCCGCAGCUCGGUGCCGGUCCGUCGGCCAUGGCGUCCAUCACCUGCCGCGUGCAGCACCUGGAGGACUCGGAUCCGUUCAUCUGCACGAACUUCCCGGAACCGCGCAGACCUCCGACGGUCAACGUGGAGCAGAACAUCCCGCUCAGCGAGCAGAUCUCCGGGAUCCACAAGCUGCUGCAGGCGCCUCUAAAGUUGGAGGAGUGCACCCUUCAGUUGUCUCCUAAUGGAAACUAUCUGGACCUCGACUCGUCUCUGUUGGAGCAGAGAGACGAACUGGAGAGCUUCUAUGAAGACGUGAAUAAAGGAAAGAAGCCGAUCCUGAUCUUGAGGACUCAGCUGUCUGUUCGAGUUCACUCCAUUCUGGCUGGUUUCCACACUGGUUUCUGUAGAAACAGAUGA